UGCCAUGGCGCUCGCCGCGACGGGCGCCUCGGGCGCUGUCAGGAUCGAGCGACACCCCCAGGGUUUCGCCAUCCUCUGGCUGGGGUCCGAGCCCGUCAACUCCAUGACCCUGGACCUGUGGAGAUCCUUGCUUGACGCGCUCACGACCCUGGAGAAGGACCCGGCGGUGCGCGGCGUCGUGUUCGCGUCCGCCCUGCGCAAAGACAUCUUCACCGCGGGCAACGACAUCAAGGAGCUUCACGCCCCGUCCACCUCCGAGGCGCGAUACCGCGAGUUCUGGCGCACGCAGACCACUUUCCUGUGCAGGCUGCUUCGCUCGCCGCUCGCGACGGUGUGCGCCAUCCGCGGCGCGUGCCCCGCGGGAGGAUGCGCCGUGGCGCUGUGCUGCGAUUACCGCGUCCAGUCCGACACCGGCACGUUCGGGCUGAACGAGGUGGCGCUGGGGAUACCGGUGCCCAAGUUCUGGGCGCGAAGGUUCGUCGCGUGUGCCAACGAUCCCGCCCGCGCGGACCUCACGCUGCAGCUCGGUAAGCUGCUCGCGCCGAGCGAGGCCCACGCGCUCGGCCUGCUCGACGAGGUGGUACCCGCCGCGGCGCUCAUCCCGGCUGCCACGAGGGCGAUGGAGGGUUUCCUCAAGACGCCAGACGGCGCUCGGCACGCGACCAAGGCGAACGUCCGCGGCGAGUUCUCCGCGGCGUGGGAGGCGUACAUCGAGGAGGAGGCGAGCGGGGGGUGGGCGAUGCUGAGCACGCCGGAGGUUGAGGCGACGCUCGGGAAGGUGAUCGAGAGGUUGUCGGGAAACAAGCGGCGAGCCAAGCUGUAGACGUCGCGACUGAGUAACCAACACGUAGUAGAUCAAGAGUUACCUUCGGACGUCUUCGUAAC
This is a messenger RNA of Micromonas commoda, 885 nucleotides long. Its product is annotated as enoylCoA hydratase/isomerase. The coding region runs from base 5 to 823 and encodes 272 amino acids. Gene Ontology annotation, cellular component: mitochondrion. Lineage: Eukaryota; Viridiplantae; Chlorophyta; Mamiellophyceae; Mamiellales; Mamiellaceae. Gene Ontology annotation, biological process: fatty acid beta-oxidation. Gene Ontology annotation, molecular function: enoyl-CoA hydratase activity. The transcript has a single exon. The record is from RefSeq and is a predicted model, not a curated record.